Iphiclides podalirius (scarce swallowtail) is the source of this 2358-nucleotide messenger RNA. Lineage: Eukaryota; Metazoa; Arthropoda; Insecta; Lepidoptera; Papilionidae. The record is from the annotation of a GenBank genome assembly.
AUGAUAUCCAACUUUCUGAACGGAUUGGAAGAUCCGAGGAGACCACUGCUCGGUCCAAAUUAUUGGAUUUUAAAGAGAAUGGGUCUGAUUCUGCCGGAUAAUAAAUUAGGCAGAAUCGCUUAUAAUUCUUUGCACGCACUUGUCACGCUUUUCGUGUUCACUCAAUAUAUGGAACUGUUUGAGAUUAGGAACAACUUGGAUUUGGUGCUCACCAACUUGAAGAUAUCGAUGCUGAGCAUAGUCUGCGUCGUGAAGGCGAACACAUUUGUCUUCUGGCAAAGCCAAUGGAGGGAGCUCAUCGACUAUGUCUGCAAAGCCGAUAAUUACGAAAGGGAGAACAAAGAUCCUGUGAAAGCUAAAAUCAUUGACACCUAUACGUUGUACUGCCGUCGGGUUGUAUUUUUUUAUUGGAUUCUGGUGUGCAUGACCGUCAUAACUGUUGUCAAUACACCGUUGUUAAGGUAUUUGUCGUCAAAGAACUACCGCGAGGCUUUGCAUAACGGCACGGAGCCUUUUCCCCACAUAUUCAGCGCUUGGGUGCCUUUCGAUAAGUACAACGGACCGGGUUAUUGGGUGACCGUAUUACACCACAUCGUCAUGUGCAGUUACGGCGGUGGUAUAAUGGCUGCUUACGACACCAGCGUGAUGGUCAUCAUGGUAUUCUUCGGUGGUAAGCUGGACUUGCUCCGUCAGCGAUGCAGUCAGAUUUUUGGGAGCAGCGGUCGGGGAGUCAGCGAGGGACAAGCCGCAGCAACUAUAAAGGAACUGCACGAGAUCCAUAAUCUCCUUAUGAAGAACUCAAAACUCUUCAACUCUCUACUGUCCCCGGUGAUGUUUCUCUACGUAAUAAUGUGCUCGUCAGUGCUUUGCUUCAAUCCUUUUCUGCCUUAUCCGUUCGGCGAGUCAGCGACGAACACAACACAGAAGUUGCUGAUGGCGGAGUAUUUGGUUUUCGGAAUCGCCCAGCUGUUCCUGUUCUGCUGGCACAGCAACGACGUGAUCGUGAAGAGCGGUAAUGCAAUGUUGGGGCCGUACGAGAGCGAAUGGUGGACGGGGGGCUUGCGACAGCGCAGAAGCAUCCUGCUGCUGUCAGGCCAGUUGAGGCGCGUCCACACCUUCACGGCCGGCCCCUUCACGGACCUGACGCUCUCGACAUUCAUAACGUUCAAAAAUCCACCACAACCUCAUAUGUGUAUUCAAGAUACUAUAAAAGACACUUCGGAGAAGUUAUAUAUAAAUGUUUUGGGAUGGCAGAAAAUUGCAAAUCCAAAACAAAACUCGGAUCCCAUACCAUUAUAUGGCGGAAUGCAGGUGCAUCAAGGCUGUGGACCUAACAGUACCCGACCACCACUACUUGUGUUUGCAGUGAUGGUCAACCCUGACAUAUUAAAGGCUAAUGGGAAGAAUGCUUCUAAUCCUACAGAUCGGGAAGCUUUAGUGAGUCUCCUUUGUGACUUUGUCGAGGCCAUGAACCCCGGCUUAGUGCUAGCAAGAAACCCAGUUAUUUUAAAAGAUAGAGACCUAGCUGGAGAACUGAAAGAUGUCUGGCUUGCAGUACAGAAUAAAAGAGAACGAGAGAAAGGAAUGAACCAAGAUGUUAUGUACAAGGUUUAUGAUAUUGAUGGCAUUGGCAAUGAAGACAUAAAUGAAGAUGAUAGGUCUAACCCCAGAAGUAAUAGACAGUAUGACAAUGGAUCCCCAAAUAGAAAUCACCAAAACAAUGAAAAGAAGAAUACUAUUAAAUCAUCUAAGCAAAUAUUGCUUAAUGCAGGACAAAAGUCAGAGUUUGACUCAGGAAUGAACAAUUAUCAAAUCAAUCAAAACCAAUCCAACAAGGACAAUAGGUGCAGCAAUACAGACUCUGAUACCACAUAUUGUACUCCUGUUUAUGGCCAAAUAGUGUCAAGUAGGGAGAAUCACAAUCAAAUCAAUGAGAUACAGCAGAAAUUCGCUUCCAACGAACCUGCAAAACCGUCGAGUUCGUUCAGAAAAGAUUGGAAUCCAGUCCAUGGCAAAAGUGAAGGUUGGAAUGACCACUCAAAACGUAAUGUUACAAAUAUGAAGAAUAUGGAGGACUUGAAAAAACAAAAAUGUACAAAAACAGACAAAACAAGCAAACAUGUGCCCAACGGUAAAUCCCAUUACGACUUCUUCCCGGUGUUUGACAAUAAAACCGCGAACGACGAAAUAGAAUCGGUCAGAGAAGUCAGUGCGGCGGGCGAAGGUUUAAGUAAAAAGCGGGGGUUGGACGAAGACAAUUCUAAAAUAAUAAUAGACCCAAUGCAAAAACUAGUUUUGCAUUCGACUGAUAAUAAAAUAUGUGAUAAUAAGACAAGUGCUCUCAGCUCAUUUAGCUCA